This is a messenger RNA of Diaporthe amygdali, 1446 nucleotides long. RefSeq lists its product as uncharacterized. The record is from RefSeq and is a predicted model, not a curated record. The transcript is spliced from 3 exons. Bases 1 to 1446 code for a protein of 481 amino acids. NCBI's taxonomy places the organism in Eukaryota, Fungi, Ascomycota, Sordariomycetes, Diaporthales, Diaporthaceae.
AUGGAGAUCGAUAAACUACUAUUCGCGGAAGUGAACUCUCUCUCAUGCGCGGUUGGCGCGUUAGUCCUCGUACUUCUUGGUCUAGGUUUUCAUUUUGCUCGGAGGAAAGUAAUAUUGAAUUCCUGGGCUGCACCUGUCGCGGUCGAAACGCACCCCUGGGCGCUUCAGUUUCCUCCUUCUCGGCGACACACUCUGGCCGGCCUGAAGCUGAAGAGCUCUGCCGGCCCUUAUGAUAGCGUCCCUCACGAAGUUCUUCGUCAACGCGCGAUACCUUCAGCUCGUAAGGCAGAUUGGGAUCAAGAUAAUCUCUACACGCCCACUGGAUUCUCAAUGCAGGACAUUCGAGCCCUCGGAAGAUUCCCAGACUACUCGGUUCUUACGGGAGUGCGGUAUCCCAAACCGUAUGGCGCACAUUUUGAUAUCAGCAAGGCUACAUUUAGACCGUUCCGACCAUUCAGGUGGAACUAUCAUCAAACUAUGGCCCAUUACAAAUUUGACCCAGACUGGUGGGUUGAGCUGGAACAUAGCUACGUCUCGGUCAUGGAGCAAAGAAAACAACUGAAAGAGAAGCAUGGUGACCUCUUAUUCUUUUCUGACCCGGGAUCAGAAUUGGCCUGUCGUGAACUAAUGGAAUUACUGGUCCAAUUCAUCUGCAAGCGGUAUCCUCAGUACUUCAGCCUCGAGACCAACAACACCGUUCUGCAGAAUCGUCUCCUCGAUACGACGACUGAUCUUAUCAAUACCCCGCCUUUGGAAGUAAUCUAUCAAAACAUACCAGAAGAUUACGCCAUGGUAUUUCGCAAUGAACACGAUGGCUUUUAUUAUCUACGGGCGGCCAUGGUAUGCUCCUCUGUUGGCUGGGACAUUGGAAUGCACCGUGGCAAGCCUCUGCGGCGCAUUCACGACGGCGUUCCCGACUACGCCGAGAAAAUGGCGUUCAGCAUGGAUCGUUUCUUCGCCAAAAUGGCCGUCGACCAGCCCAUCCAGCGGUGCAGCUGGAGUUUGGAGGACCAUGCUCCGCUCUUCAGUAGCCCGCGCAUGGAGGGGAACAAGUCCUGGGAGCGUAGCAGGUUUGCUGACUGUAAAGAAGAUCUGACCAUCGAACACGUGAAGUUGAGAUGCGACUAUCAGACCUUGCGAAGGUUGCCUCUCAGCGGAGCGAUCGUGUUCAAUUUCAAGGCUGUUUUUUCUCCAAUCACAGAGCUCAGAGAUGAGCCAUUUGUACCGGCUUUAUUACUCAGAGUGUUGCAAGAAGGUAAGAAGAGUCUGAUUGACUACAAGACUUUAGACCACAUCAAAGAUGUGACUACCGAGGCUUGCAAGCAGUGGGCACAGGAGCAGGUUGAGAAAGGUAUAGUCCCAAAGGACUGGGAGGUUCGAACCUUGGACGAGAGCCCUUUUUUCCCUGGAUGGGAAGAAAAGUGGCGUAAUCAGCAGGGCUUCUAG